AAGAAAAUUAACAAGUGGCACCGGGCUGAAUUUGACACUUCAUUAAAAACAAAAAACAAAAAAUAAAGAAUUCUUCCCAGUUAUUUUAUUCAAAAAUUUUCGUGAACUUUAGGUCAAAAAAGCAAAAUUAUCCAAAUAACCUCAUGACAUUUACAUAUAGUCACGUAAGAGGAAGAAUAAAAAAAUAUCUAAUCACAAAUUUUGACCAAACUCAACAAACUUAUUAAAAGUCUGGAAAUUUCUCCAGACUUUGUUUUCAUUUGUUUUGUUCUGUUAAUUAAUUUUAAUAAUGAAAAAACGUCUAUAAUUACUAUAGGAAUUAAUAACAUUAAGUGAAUUCAUUCUUAAAAAUAUUUUCUUUCUUGUGAAUAAGUUUUCAGCGAUUUAACAUCAGUUAACCAAAAAAUUAAAAAUAAUGUCACAAACAUUGAAUAAAAAAAUAUUCAUGUCCAUUGAGGCUUACAAAGAAUGGAUAACACAAAAUCCUCAAUUAGUCGGUGACAUUGAGAGUGUUGUUAGAUGCCUCUCUUUUUUUUCUGCAGGACGUUUUCAUAAUACAUCAUUAGUGUCGGAAUUAAUAUAUUCGCUGCCAAAUUUAUUAGUUCUUCUCAACGAUCGACUCAUUUAUAGUAGUAAAUGUAAAGAAAACAAAUUACCAGAAUCACAAUCGAGAAUAAAAAUUUGGUUGACUGUUGUCGAUUACACUGAGGCACUUUUAGAGGUUUCAGCAAAACGAUUAUUGGGUGAAGGGGGAAGAUGGCUUGUUAUUUUCUUAAUACAAAGUCUAAAAUCAGCUCUGAGGUUGCUUUUGAUUUUUCGUUACAAGGAACGAGUAACAAAUACACCAGCGAUUCCUCCUCUUAAUAGAGAAAAAUUUCGUGAUGUUGAUAACGCAAAUAGUUGUGAUGAAGAUGAGGGAUUUUGUUUAAAGCGUUCUGGAGCAUUUGUCCGAAGUAUUAGAAACAGUAAUUCAACGCGACAUCGCACGUGGUCACCGAUCACUGGACCAAUUUCUUCUGAUAAUGGAGAAACAACAAGUCUACAGUGCAAUUCAUCGUCUAGAAAGAAAUUGAUUCUUGCCGAAACUCUUUAUGUUGUAAAACCACUUUUACAUCUUGGAUAUUUAUCAAUGAAGGGACAAAGACACUGGCACCCUUGGCUCUUGUCUUUUGCCGUUGAUCUCGCAAGCCUGAAAAUUUUUAGUCAGGAGGCUAAAACUGCAAUGUUUAAUAGAAACGAGAAAGAGGAAAUUUGCCGCAGAAGAAUAGGAUUACUACUCUACUUACUGCGAUCACCAUUUUACGAUAAAUACAGUCGUAUUAAGAUUUAUUCUUUACUAAGUGCAAUAUCAAGAACAGUGCCUUUCGCCAGGAUAAUUGCCGAUCCUAUUGCAAAAUAUCUUCCGCACUGGCAAAAUACAUAUUUUUAUAUGUGGUCAUGUUAGUCACAUAAAAAUACUGGGUAAUGUGGUUUAUAAAUUAACUAAACUCAAUUAGUUUGUUUCAAUACGCAAAGUGACUUAUUUGUUUCAAUUUAGCAUUCCAUUUUAUGAUUUUUUAAUUUAAAAUUAAAAGGAAUAUGUAAGGUAUUAAAAUAAGAAUGUUGUAUAAAGUAGACUGUUAAUAAAUGGUAAUAAUUUUAAAAUAUAAUCCAAUCU
This is a messenger RNA of Leptopilina heterotoma, 1657 nucleotides long. RefSeq names its product peroxisomal membrane protein PEX16 (gene Pex16). Gene Ontology annotation, cellular component: peroxisomal membrane. The transcript has 6 exons. Lineage: Eukaryota; Metazoa; Arthropoda; Insecta; Hymenoptera; Figitidae. The record is from RefSeq and is a predicted model, not a curated record. The coding region runs from base 416 to 1444 and encodes 342 amino acids. Gene Ontology annotation, biological process: peroxisome organization.